Messenger RNA from Candidula unifasciata, 2388 nucleotides. Lineage: Eukaryota; Metazoa; Mollusca; Gastropoda; Stylommatophora; Geomitridae. The record is from the annotation of a GenBank genome assembly.
AUGUUGGCCCGCAAGAAAUGGAGAGGAGUUGCGGCGGGCGGUUCAGCAUUCCGUCUUCACUUUGAAAGGGAAUAUUCCGGUAAUGGACCUCUCAGAUUAACACAGCUACCACGGCACAUCCUCAACAAUAUACCAGAGCAGAAUGUCGUCGACAUCAUCUUCACCAUGGAUAGGCUGUGUACGCAGCACUGCUCGGAGCGCAGCACCCUGUCAGACCCCAAUAUUGAUGAGACUUUCACGGAGUUGAAGAAAGUUUUGAACAUGUUGAUGAGCUUUGAGCCAAGGAGGAUGCAGACCAAUGACAUCGUAACAACUGAUGACACUCAGGACAAGUUUGCUAGAACCUUCUCAGAUCUAGGGGGCGUUGAGAUAAUGGUGCGGUUUCUAAUGGCAGGGACUGUUUUGCCCAGAGCUGCCCUGAGCAGAGUAGAUAAAAAAUCUGUGGUCAGCGAGUCAGCUAGAGCACUGAGGAUCAAGAGCCUGAUACUAGAAAUCUUAAUCAAGCUGAACACUGUGUGUGUCGGCGACAAACCACUUUCGAAAGAGCUGUUCUGUGAUGAAACCAUGAACUACCUGUUCUCUUUGCUGGCCAGUAGGAAGACCUACGUUAAUGCCUGCCAGCUUAUAGAGGACAUUCUGCAGCAUAGAAAGGAUGUCCUAGAUCUACAUCGCAUUACCAACCUUCGAGCUUUAAUUGCUUACCUGGACGACUCGCAGCUGGCCAACUUCUGCAGGAUAUUAGCUGUAGCCAUUUCUGAUCUGGACAUUUAUGAAAAUAAGUCCUCAUUGUUUGCACAAAACAAACAGAAGAGGAGUAAGGGAUUUGUGAAUCUAAGAGACAUCAAUCAAGAACUACUGUUGGGUAUUCCAGACCUGUUGCCUCGUCUUGUACAAAUAGCAAUCAACAAAGAAUAUACACCUCGAUACAGAGGUAUGCCCAGUGAGUUGGACUGCUGGAUGGAGUGGAUUGACAACAAAAUGGCAGAUGAAGUCUAUGAGCCAGAGGCCACAGAUGAUUUUGAAGAUUUUGUUGGAGGUGUUUCUGAGCCAACUUCUGAAGGCAAUCCUAUGGUGACCCAGCAGGCUCUGGCAAUAACCGAAGAACUGGUCCAACGGGUAGAGGUCGUGUACGUGUUGGGACUUUUUUUGCUGGGGAAACAUAGAAAAAAGGUACAACGAAAACUGGCAGAGUUAAAACUGGCCUCAGGUCUGAGCGAGUUAUUUGACCAAUUCAUCUGGAAAUGCCAAGUCAGCCGUUCACAGACAAGGCACAGGUUGAGGGGGCACAACUCUUCAUGUGAAUGCAGUCCUGAAGUGGCUUUGAAGAUUCAGUUUUUACGACUUGUCCAUAGUUUCUGUGAUCAUUCUGAAUAUAAACACUUAUUGUUAUCAAAAAGUGAGCUUAAUGAAGUGAAGAAAAUCAAUGUGCGAGCUGGAGGCUUGACGCUUCAGAGUUUGGAUGGCAUAAACAAGCAGCUCAUGUGUAAAGGUUCCCGUGGUUUGCUGACCAAGAUUGUGGAUGUGAUGAAGAAGGAACCUACUACCUCGACCUUCAGGUUUUGGCUGGCCAGGGCGGUGGAGAGCUACCUGCGUGGGGACACUUCCUAUUGUGACCAGAUUUUCUUGAUGAGGCGAGGACUGCUUACGCAUGUUGCAGGCAACAUUGUGGAGAAUGAGAUCCGCCACAAGGAGAUCUUGCAGAGCAGCUUUGACUUGCUGGGGGAGCUCAUCAAAUUCAACAUUGAGGCAUUCAAAGCCUUUGACGCCAUCCUUGCCACGGAGCAGAAGUUUGAGAAGUUUGUCACCAUGGUUAACCGAAACCUUGUGGACUCCAACAUGUUCAUACGUAGUCUGGUUCUCUCGCUGGAGCACUUCAGGGCCGAGGGUACGGAAAAAACUUUGAACUUUGUUGCCCCAGCGGAAGGGGACAAGGGCAGCGGCGAGAGACGAGAAAGCAAGCUGGUCAACUACAUCGGGAAUUUCACCCGGCAGCUAGACUACCUCUUCAAGCUGAUCAACAUCAUCAGCGUGCAGAACCUGACCCAGGAGAACGUCAGCUGCCUCAACACCACCCUGGUGUUCCUGAUGUUUGCCAACAAACGCAACCAGCUGCCUCUCUACCUGCAGGCUUUAGGGGAGAAGCAGGAUGAGUCUCUGGACAACGUCAACGGCUCCUCUAGCAUUUUACAGAACUUCAGGGACCUUUUGAUAUUCUGGCAAGACCAUUAUCUGCACAAAGACAAAGACUGCAGUGCCUUGGAGAAGAGCUCAAAGAUAGACUUUGCCUACUGGAAAACUACGGUAUCCAUGCUGGUAUCUGACGACAAGAAAUCCCCAACUUCCGUCUGUUACUACAUCAACCCGUUACCUAGCGACAGGACCAAUUAG